Exophiala bonariae is the source of this 918-nucleotide messenger RNA. RefSeq lists its product as uncharacterized. The record is from RefSeq and is a predicted model, not a curated record. NCBI's taxonomy places the organism in Eukaryota, Fungi, Ascomycota, Eurotiomycetes, Chaetothyriales, Herpotrichiellaceae. The coding region runs from base 1 to 918 and encodes 305 amino acids. The transcript has 2 exons.
AUGGACCAGCGGCAGGAAUCCACCGCGGAACACACCUUCGCACAUCUUUCCCCUCGCGUGCGGCAUAUCUCUCAAAGCACGAUCCGCAAGAAAUGGAAACCACUCCCUCAAUCAUCUCAGGACCGAGUGCGCGCAAUUCUACUAUCCUUGAAGACCAAACGCGCCGCAUCCGGCAGAAUACCACCAAUUGGUACAAAAAGGACCGCGAAGACGAAGAGGACGAAGAACGAUGUCAUGGAUGAGGAUUACGAGCGGGCCGUCGAGGAAGUCACAAAUAAACUCUUAUCACGACUCCCACGAAUGCCAUUCCCCAACAACGCGACACCCUCAUCGACGGCAUCGGUGGUAGACGAGCAUUUCUCCUUCGAAACCACAUUGAACCGUACUUCGUCCCUGCAGUCCACACUCACCAUGAACCAGAGGUCGAACCGCUUAUUGCGCAACCAGAUCAGACGAGAACAACGGGCCCUGAAGGAUGACAAGGCCGAGCUCUCGAGGCUCGAAGCGGCUUUGAAUAGUAGCUUCAGUUUGAGACAGAAGCAGGAGCGGGGAUUACAUCCUCUUGCGAGACUUGCUGACGAGGGCGAGGAAGAGGAACAUGAAGAUGAAGAUGAGAAUCAAAGACCGCAUAAAAAUCCGACCGAGAAAGACAGCAUUGACAGAAUCAACGACAUCGCUGGGAUAUUCGCUCAACCUCAGACUUCCACCAUAUCUCUCGACCCUGAUCAACAAUCGCAUCCCGAACUUGCACCCCUGUUGACACAACUCCGCAACCACCUGCAGAGCAUGGACAACAACACCGCAAGCAUACGACCGGUUCUCCAUGCCAUGUCUGAGGCGCAAACCGCUUUGGACCUCUUCGCCGCGGCACGAUUUGACGAGCAGACAAGGCGGAGACUUCAUGGUCUCGAUACUUGA